AUGGCGGUCAGCACCCGCGGCCGCCCGAAUCGGAGUAGUCGGACGAGAGGUCGGAAUGACAGCGGAGAGGAGAAUGUACCGCUGGAUCUGAGCAGGGAGCCCUGGGACAACAUGCGUGAGAUUCUCCAGAAUGUGGCCAAACCACACGGUGUGUCCAACAUGCGCAAACUGGGCCACCUGAACAACUUCAUCAAGCUCCUUAGCAGUACAGGUCACAGUGAGGAGAAGUUUGGCCACUCAUAUGAGGACAUUAUUAUUUGUCUGCGUGUGGCACUGCUGAAUGAGGCUAAAGAGGUCCGUGCUGCCGGCCUGCGGUGCCUGAGAUAUCUGAUUCGAGACAGCACAGUUUUACAGAAAGCUCUACAGCUGCAGGUCGAUUACCUCAUCGCCAGGUGUAUUGAUAUCCAGCAGAGUAAUGAGGUGGAGAGAACACAGGCCUUGAGACUGGUGCGGAAGAUGAUAACAGUCAAUGCACAGCUGUUCCCCUGCUCUGUCGUAAACUCUCUCAUCGCUGUUGGCAACGACGGCAUGCAGGAGAGAGACCGCAUGGUGCGAGCCUGUGUCGCAAUCAUCUGUGAACUGGCUCUGAAGAGCCCAGAGGUGGUGGCAGACCGUGGUGGUCUGAGCACCAUCCUAAAGAGUGUGAUCGACUGUCAGCUCAGCCGCAUCAACGAAGCACUGAUUACUACUGUUCUCCACCUGCUCAACCACCCACACACACGCCAGUACGUCCGCUCCGACGUGGAGCUCGAGCAAAUCUUGGCCCCUUACACAGACUUUCACUACCGACACAACCCAGACACUGCAGAGGCUCAUGUCAGGGAAGACCGAGAGGCUCGGUUCCUGGCCAGUAAAAUGGCGAUUGUGGCAGCGUUUCGGUCCUGGGCCGGGAUUAUUAAUCUAUGUAAAUCUGGUAACUCUGGUAUUCAGUCUCUGAUUGGUCUACUCUGCAUACCAAAUAUGGAAGUGCGGAAAGGGUUACUGGAUGUGUUGUAUGAGAUUUUUCGGCUCCCUGUUCCCAUGGUAACAGCAGAUUUUGAAGAAGCUCUCCACAGUGUCGAUCCCAGCAGGUGUCAGGACACUUGGCGUUUGUCUGACGGGUUUGUGGCUGCAGAGGCCAAAGUCAUUCUGCCACACAGGGCCAGGUCACGGCCUGAUCUGAUGGAUAACUACCUGGCGCUGGUCCUGUCUGUCUUCAUAAACAGUGGACUCUUAGAGGGCCUGGUAGAGGUUAUGACCAGUAGUGAUGAUAGCAUUUCAGUGAAGGCCACUCUUCUGCUUGGAGAACUACUGCACAUGGCCAAUACCAUUCUGCCUCAUUCUCACAGUCAUCACCUGCACUGUUUACCCACUCUCAUCAACAUGGCUGCUUCCUUCCACAUCCCUCAGGAGAAACGGCAUCGUGCCAGCGCAGCUGUGAAUAACCUAAAGCGUUUUCAUGAGAAGAAGAAGCGAGGUCCUAAAGCCCACAGCCUCUACCUGCAAAACAUCAUCCGCAAAUCAGUGACGGUGCAGACCAGGAGAGAGCAGCUCCGCCCACACAAAGACAGUUACAUCGCCAAGGACGCUGAGGAAGCACUCCUGUCUAAUCUGAGAGACAGCCUCAUUCUGAAUCACAAACACAACCUGGAGUGGAACUGGGUAUUGAUCUCCACUAUACUGAAGUGGCCCAACAUCAGCCUCAAGAACAACAAGGAUGAACAGAUUCACAGGUUUGUUCGGAGGCUGCUGUUCUUCUAUAAGCCCAGCAGUAAACUGUACUCAGCGCUGGAGCUGGACCACACCAAAGCCCGACAGCUCACAGUCACUGGAUGUCAGUUUAUGGAGUUUCUCACGAACUCAGAUGAGGAGGGCCAGCCUUAUCUGGAGGACUUCUUGAAGGACGUUGUUCAGUGGUUGUCCUCAGCGUUGGGACAGAAACCUGAACGCAGUCUACAGAGUAACGGUUUACUGAACACACUAAGCCAACACUACUUCCUGUUCUUGGGCACGCUGUCUGCUCACACACACGGCGUUAAGUUACUGGAAAGAUGUGGGGUAUUCCAGUGUCUGUUGUCCAUGUGUUCUCUGAAGAAUCAGGACUGUGUGCUGAAGCUGACUGUGUCAUCUCUGGACUACAGCAGAGACGGACUCGCCCGUGUCGUUCUCUCCAAGAUCCUCACGGCAGCCACAGACAACUGCCGUCUUUAUGCCACUAAGCACCUGCGUGUUCUCCUGAGGGCAGGAGUGGAGUUCUUCAGUAACUGGGGCAUGGAGCUACUGGUCACCCAGUUACACGACUACAACAAGGCUGUUUCUAUGGAGGCUUUGGACAUACUGGAUGAAGCAUGUGAGGACAAGGCGAAUCUUCACACUCUGAUCCAUAUGAAACCAGCUCUCACUCAUCUGGGAGACAGAGGAGUUUUACUGUUGCUCAGGUUUCUGUCCAUCCCGAAGGGCUUUUCAUUCCUCAAUGAGAGAGGCUACGUCAAUAAAGAGCUGGAGCGAUGGCAGGCGGAUUAUAAUCUGAAAUAUGUGGACAUGAUCGAGGAGCUGAUGAAUGAGGCUCUUACCACUUACCGUAAGCCUGUUGACGGUGACAACUACGUGCGCCGUAGCAACCAAAGAUUACACAGACCCAGUGCUUACCUGCCCGUGCACCUGUAUGGUCAGCUGGCACACGACAAAACAGGCUGCCUGCUACUGGAGGCCCAGAGCGUGGUACCUGACCUGAGUUACACCGUUCGUUCCCCCAUGCUGGAGCAGUGGGAUGGGGUUAAACAGCUGAAAGCUGCGCUUUGGGCUUUGGGUAAUAUUGGCACAUCAAACUGGGGUCUGAACCUACUGCAGGAGGAGAAUGUGAUUCCAGACAUCUUGGCUUUAGCCCAGCACUGUGAGGUCCUCUCCAUACGCGGGACCUGUCUCUAUGUGCUGGGUUUAAUCUGUAAAACAAGGCAGGGUUGUGAGGUUCUGAAGGCCUUGGGCUGGGAUGCAGUCCGGCACUGUCGCCGACAGCAGUGGCCUGUGGUUCCGGAUGAAAUGGAGCAGCAGCUGAGCAGUGAACUCACAUCUGUCCCCAGCACCCUCAGCCUAAACUCCGAGUCCAACAGCUCCAGACACAACAGUGAGAGCGAGUCUCAACCCAGUCUGUUUUUCCUGGAUGACGAUAAGUAUGAUGGACCAGAGUUAUCACAGGACACUCCCACAUAUGUGCGUUCCAAACCAGCUAAGGAGCGCAGUCCGUUGACACGGAUCACCUCCAGUCGAUUUGUCCGAAACCGUUUCCUCAACUCUCUCUCACUCCCGACCAAGAAACCGCGCAGCACUAGUGACCCCAAAAGCAGCUCCUCUGCUGUGUCAAGGCUCCUGGAGGAGCAGGGUCAGGGCAGUUUACGACGUCACCGCACUGUUACAGAGCCCUCUACCUCCACUGAGGUCUUUUUCAAUGGAGCUCACCUUCCUCGCAGUCCCACUGUGAGCCUGGAGACCUCCUUCAUCGGGAAUAAAUGCCCAGAGGAGACGGAAUCUGCUCCACAGAAGGCGGGAGCGUUGGGAGAACUGCGGGGAGAGGGACGGCUGGCGUGCGAUGGGUCCUCCGCACUUCCAGGGGGCACUGCAGCCUUUAAGAGCCGCAGUCAGAGCUUUAACACAGACACCACCACGAGUGGGAUCAGCUCCAUGAGCUCCAGCCCCUCCCGCGAAACCGUGACAACCACGUCUUCUGCUGUUGCCACAGGCGACUCAUCACCGUCAUCGGUCACUAUGGAUACCGACUGCGUCAGCCUCAACACUGUCGUUAGCGCCCGGACAACUGUUCGAACCCCACCGGCCAAUCAUGUUCCGCUGUCCAAAUCCAACUCUGUUUCUCUGGUUCCGCCCGGCUCUGCACACACCCUGCCUCGCCGUGCGCAGUCGCUCAAAUCUCCUUCUGUUGUGGCCAUAAAGAGCCUGAUGGACUGUAGCUUCAUGUACACCAGCCCCCGCGACGCGUUAGGCUACGCUAAGCUAAAGCAGCUACAGCAGCAGCGCAUCCACCCGUCUCUCUCUCAUAGCGAAGCGUUAGCUUCUCCCGCUAAAGACGUGCUCUUUACUGAUACAAUCACCAUGAAAACAGGCAGCCUGGACUCCCGCCUCACACCCAGGUAUUCCCUAAAGCGGUACAGCGGCUCAGGCCCGUUUGGGUACAAACGCAGGGUGUCCAAAAUACUCCUCGCACGAUCCCUGAAGGUGCUGAGUUAUGCGUCUCUGGAUAAGGAGGAGCUCCUCAGUCCCAUAAACCAUUGCACUCUCCAGCGUUCCUCCUCUCUGCGCUCCGUGGUCACCAGCGCUUCCUACGGAGGCUCUGAUGAUUAUAUCGGCCUUGCCCUGCCCAUGGAUAUCAACAGCAUGUUUCAGAUAAAGGAAACAUCUUACUUCCAGAGAGUGAGUCCCCCGCCAGGGGAGAAGUGGUCCAGGUUUUUCUCUGGAGAGUCUGAUGGUAAGUUUACUACAGAGCGCUCUCAAUCAGAGUACAAGUCACAGGUGAGCAUCAGUGAACUGCUGUCCAGCAACAGAGCAAAUCCGUCCAAUAUUCCAGGUCCAGAUGAGACAGGACUACAAGAGCACACGGAGCAGAACUGCCUGUACUGUACCGCCCAGGUUAUACUGGGAGGACAGGCAAACACUCGCGUACAGAUGAGGUAUUCUGUCCCCUGCUGUGUUCCAGACGUGAUGGAGAGCUCUUUCUCUGGGUGGUGUGCCCAGACCACACAUAACCACCUAGAGGUCGUGACCCAGUCCAAGUUUUCAGGGAUUUCAGGCUGCAGUGACGCAGCUGUUUCUCAGGGCUCAGUGGGCAGCAGUACUCCCAGCACUGAACUUAUACUAGGAGGGAAGGUGAUUUGUGAAGACACUCCAGCUGGCAGAGUUCUCCUGAGGAAAGAGAUUCUGCGUCUGGUCGUUAAUCUCAGUUCAUCUGUUGGCACAAAGGGCCACGAGACAGGCCUGCUCACGAUUAAAGAGAAGUUUCCGUACGCAUUUGAUGAUAUCUGUUUGUACUCAGAGGUGUCCUAUCUACUGGCUCACUGUAUGUUCCGAUUAGCUUCCCGAAGAUUCAUCCAGGAACUCUUCCAAGAUGUUCAGUUUAUCCCUAUGUAUGAGGAAGCAGAGAGUGUUCUGACCAAACCACCAAAACAAAUCAAAGUGGACCCCCCUCCUGAGUAAGCCACCCCC
Molecule: messenger RNA, 5190 nt
Organism: Chanos chanos (milkfish)
Lineage: Eukaryota; Metazoa; Chordata; Actinopteri; Gonorynchiformes; Chanidae
Gene: rictora
Product: RPTOR independent companion of MTOR, complex 2 a
Exons: 39
Coding region: 1-5181 (1726 amino acids)
Biological process (GO): TORC2 signaling; positive regulation of phosphatidylinositol 3-kinase/protein kinase B signal transduction
Cellular component (GO): TORC2 complex
Molecular function (GO): protein serine/threonine kinase activator activity
Source: RefSeq, a predicted model, not a curated record